This is a messenger RNA of Cuscuta campestris, 1363 nucleotides long. NCBI's taxonomy places the organism in Eukaryota, Viridiplantae, Streptophyta, Magnoliopsida, Solanales, Convolvulaceae. The record is from the annotation of a GenBank genome assembly.
CUGCUAAGGAAAUUCUGAAAUCGGGGGGGGGGGGAAGGGGAGGGCUUGGAACCCAGAACUGAAGUCCGGUCCCGUCGUCACAUUGAAAGCGAAACUGGAAUCAUGUCGGACUCCAAGGUCGAGACGAUUUCAAGGAUGGCGCAGUGGAGGAUCGAGGGUUUCGGACCCUCGACUUACAAGCGAUCCGACCCGUUCAAAAUCGGCAUCUGGAACUGGCAUUUAUCAGUUGAGAAGAACCGGUACGUGUAUAUUCGGCUGUUCCCUGAACCUUCUCGGGCUUCGAAGGAACAGCCUCCUUCUGCAAAGUUUGUCCUCAAAGUCACAGCUCCGUCCACCAACCGCCGGCCCCUCAUCUCCCAAGUUUUUGAAAGAGUUCUUAGGUCAAGUGAUGAUUUUGUUUGGCCCAUUGAUUCCAACCUCCAAGGACACCUUAUCAUUGAUGUUGAGUUUCAUGACUUGAAGAUCUACCAAAAAAAUGGUGAAGGGACUUCCAUAUGGCCUAGUGACCACAUGAUGAAUUCUCUGGCUACCCAAACAACCCUCCGGUGUCUCUCUCGCAUGCUUUAUGAGUCCAUACAUGCUGAUGUAACCAUCAACACAGCCGAUGGGUCACUACAAGCUCACAAGGCAGUUCUCUCUGCCAGUUCUCCGGUGUUCCAUGGCAUGUUCCUCCAUAACCUAAAGGAAAAAGAGUCGUCAACCAUCAACAUUGAAGACAUGACAACCGAUUCGUGCAUGGCACUCCUGGGGUACUUAUAUGGGACGAUUAAGCAGGAGGAUUUCUGGAAACACCGAUUGGCACUGCUGGGAGCUGCAAACAAGUAUGACAUUGCAGACAUGAAAGAUGCUUGCGAGGAGAGUCUCUUGGAAGAUAUCAGUACCGAAAAUGUCCUUGACAGGUUGCAAGAGGCCUGGAUUUACCAGCUCUAUAAACUGAAGAAGGGAUGCUUGACUUAUCUGUUCGACUUCGGCAAGAUUUACGAUUUGAAGGAGGAAAUGGACAACUUCUUCAGGCAGGCUGACAGAGAAUUGAUGCGAGAAAUGUUUCAAGAAGUUCUCGAAGUCCGGAAGCCUGCAUAAGACAUUGCCUUUCUGUUAAUCUGUUAUCUGUUAUGUGUCAGUUGGUGAGAAAUGCUGGUGGUUUUGCCCUCUUCUGCUCAUGCAGUGCAUCAGCUUUUCCGUAAAGAAGCAUAGCGGCCGAGCACUAGCGUGGAGGCCCAGGAAGGAUGAUGAUUAGUCGAUGAAAUUCCAAAGUCGCAGACCAGGAAUGAGUGAAAACCACCUCAGGAUAUAUAAGAGACUUUGUGAUGAUCGCUCACUGAUUGACAAAAGCAAGUCUAAAGAUCACAUGCUUAUGUAAUAU